CCUGCUCCGCCGGGAGAGCGGGGGAGCCGGAGCCUGGCCCGAGUUGGCUGGAGCUGUUGCCAUGACAAGCAUUUUCUUAAGGAAGCUCUGCCGCUGAGACCCUCCGGGGCUGGGGGUGCGGAGGGGGCACCGACUUCCCGGGGAGCCACCCCUCUGGAGAGCGGGAUCAGGGACCCCGGCCCGGCUCCCCGCGUCCGUCUGCGCCCGGGCGGGUCCCGCUCCUGGGAGCGCCGGGAGGAGCCCCGGCCCACGCCCCGGCGGCGGCCGUGAGGGCGAGCGCGCGAGCCUGCAGCUCCAGCCGGGGCCCCGCCGGUGCAUGGAGGCGCGGAGGGCCGGUCCCGCCGCGGAGGGCCGGCUCUGCUGGAAGGGCAGAGAUCCAGUUGUCAUCAGUAUCCAGGGAGCUCUCCUCUUCCUCCUCCUGCUGCUGAUCUACCACCACAGUUGCUGAUUGUCACUAAGGUUGCCUCCAUGUAACAUGCAGAUCCUGUUUACGGCUCCACUUGGACAAGUCAGCCUAAACUAGGAACUUACCUGACCUGGACAGCCAUUUCCAUCACCACCCAGGGGACGCCAAUCAUCGUGACACGGAGUCCGACUUCUUCUUGGUUCCUCCAUCUUCUUCCUCUUCUCAUUGACAGGCCUUGUACAGAAGAAAGGCUCGAGGCUGGGGUUGCUAUCCUGACAAGAUAUUGUCUCUCUGUUUUCUAACUGGGACUUCAGAAAAGCAAGAAGCAGGAAAAGGCAGGGACAAGAAGGCAAGGGACAUUGGUCAGUUGAGUGGGAGACUCCUCAUCUUCUCUGGCUGAGGAGCUGGGAACCACAGGCAAAAUGACGAACCCAUCAGGACAUGCCUUGCCGGCCAACUCGACAGCUGAGAGCCAUGAUGGGGACUUUGGCUUCACGUUAAUGGAGUUGAGGAAGCUCAUGGAGCUGCGUGCAAGUGAAGGAGUGACCCAGAUCAAUGUCCACUAUGGCGGGGUACAGAAUAUCUGCAGUAGACUGAAAACCUCCCCUGUGGAAGGUCUUUCUGGGAACCCUGCUGACCUGGAGAAACGUAGACUCAAGUUUGGACAGAACUUGAUCCCCCCAAAAAAGCCCAAGACCUUCUUAGAGUUAGUGUGGGAAGCCCUUCAAGAUGUCACGCUCAUCAUCCUGGAGAUCGCAGCCAUCAUCUCCCUCGUCCUGUCCUUCUAUCGGCCCCCUGGUGGAAAUAAUGAAUUAUGUGGUCAAGUCGCAAGUACCCCAGAAGACGAAAAUGAGGCAGAAGCUGGCUGGAUCGAGGGGGCUGCCAUCCUGUUCUCAGUGAUCAUCGUGGUAUUGGUGACUGCCUUCAAUGACUGGAGCAAAGAGAAGCAGUUCCGGGGCCUGCAGAGCCGUAUUGAACAGGAGCAGAAGUUCUCCAUCAUCCGGAACGGCCAGCUCAUCCAGCUGCCUGUGGCUGAGAUUGUAGUGGGGGAUAUUGCCCAAAUCAAAUACGGUGACCUGCUACCUGCAGAUGGGAUCCUGAUCCAGGGAAACGACCUGAAGAUUGAUGAGAGCUCUCUGACAGGGGAGUCAGACCAUGUCAAGAAGUCCCUGGACAAAGACCCCAUGUUGCUGUCAGGGACUCACGUGAUGGAAGGUUCUGGCCGGAUGCUAGUGACUGCCGUGGGGAUCAACUCCCAGACAGGAAUCAUCUUUACGCUCUUGGGGGCCAGCGAGGAUGAUGAGGAAGAGAAGAAGAAGAAAGGUAAAAAACAAGGAGUCCCUGAAAAUCGCAACAAAGCAAAGGCCCAGGAUGGAGUGGCCCUAGAAAUCCAGCCGCUCAAUAGCCAGGAGGGGAUUGACAAUGAGGAAAAGGAGAAGAAGAUCUCCAAGGUGCCCAGAAAGGAGAAGUCGGUGCUGCAGGGCAAGCUGACGCGCUUGGCUGUUCAGAUUGGGAAAGCCGGUCUGAUCAUGUCCGCUAUCACAGUUGUCAUCCUGAUUCUGUACUUCGUGAUUGACAACUUCGUGAUACAAGGCAGAACAUGGCUGCCGGAGUGUACUCCUGUUUACAUCCAGUACUUUGUCAAGUUCUUCAUCAUCGGCGUCACAGUGUUAGUGGUGGCUGUGCCAGAGGGGCUGCCACUGGCUGUCACCAUCUCACUGGCCUACUCUGUGAAGAAAAUGAUGAAAGACAAUAACCUGGUGCGGCACUUGGAUGCUUGUGAGACAAUGGGCAAUGCCACCGCCAUUUGCUCUGAUAAGACGGGCACGUUGACCAUGAACCGCAUGACAGUGGUACAGGCUUACAUUGGGGGCACCCACUACCAUCAGAUUCCAAGCCCUGAUGUCUUCCCACCUAGGGUCCUGGACCUUGUUGUCAAUGGCAUUUCUAUCAACAGUGCUUAUACCUCUAAGAUAUUGCCUCCAGAGAAGGAGGGAGGCCUGCCACGGCAAGUGGGCAACAAGACCGAAUGUGCUCUGCUGGGCUUUGUCACUGACCUGAAGCACGAUUACCAGGCCGUGCGCAAUGAGGUGCCUGAGGAGAAACUCUAUAAGGUGUACACCUUCAACUCUGUGCGCAAGUCCAUGAGCACAGUCAUCCGGAAGCCCAGUGGAGGCUUCCGCAUGUUCAGCAAGGGUGCUUCAGAGAUCAUCUUGCGCAAGUGUAAUCGAAUCCUGGACAAGAAAGGGGAAGCAUUGCCAUUCAAGAAUAAGGACCGAGAUGACAUGGUGCGCACUGUCAUUGAGCCCAUGGCUUGUGAAGGACUCCGGACUAUCUGCAUAGCUUACCGGGAUUUUGAUGAUGCAGAGCCCUCAUGGGACAACGAGAAUGAGAUCCUCACUGAACUGACCUGUAUCGCAGUGGUGGGCAUUGAAGACCCUGUGCGUCCAGAGGUCCCGGAUGCGAUUGCCAAAUGCAAACGAGCUGGCAUCACUGUCAGAAUGGUGACAGGUGACAACGUCAACACAGCCCGGGCCAUUGCCACCAAAUGUGGCAUUCUGACACCUGGAGAUGACUUCUUGUGCUUAGAAGGCAAGGAAUUCAACAGACUCAUCCGCAAUGAGAAGGGCGAGGUAGAGCAAGAGAAGCUGGACAAGAUGUGGCCUAAGCUCCGGGUGCUGGCGCGGUCUUCCCCUACUGACAAGCACACGCUGGUGAAAGGCAUCAUUGACAGCACUGUUGGAGAACAGCGGCAGGUGGUGGCUGUCACCGGAGACGGCACCAACGAUGGGCCCGCCCUGAAGAAAGCAGACGUUGGUUUUGCCAUGGGUAUUGCAGGCACAGACGUGGCAAAGGAGGCAUCAGACAUCAUCCUCACAGAUGACAACUUCACCAGCAUCGUGAAGGCAGUGAUGUGGGGACGAAAUGUCUACGACAGCAUCUCCAAGUUCCUGCAGUUCCAGCUCACUGUCAAUGUGGUGGCUGUGAUCGUGGCCUUCACUGGAGCCUGCAUCACUCAGGAUUCCCCUCUGAAAGCCGUGCAGAUGCUGUGGGUUAAUCUAAUCAUGGACACCUUUGCUUCACUGGCCCUGGCCACAGAGCCCCCUACAGAGUCUCUGUUAAAGCGCCGCCCCUAUGGCCGAAAUAAGCCUCUGAUCUCACGUACUAUGAUGAAGAACAUCUUGGGCCAUGCAGUCUAUCAGCUUGCUGUCAUCUUUUUCCUUGUUUUUGCUGGUGAGAGGUUCUUUGAUAUUGACAGUGGGAGGAAGGCACCUCUGCACUCACCACCCAGCCAGCACUAUACCAUUGUUUUCAACACCUUCGUGCUGAUGCAGCUCUUCAAUGAAAUCAACUCCCGAAAGAUCCAUGGAGAGAAGAAUGUCUUUUCAGGCAUCUACCGCAACCUCAUCUUCUGCUCUGUAGUCUUGGGCACAUUCAUCAGCCAGGUUCUCAUUGUGGAGUUUGGGGGGAAGCCCUUCAGUUGCACCAAGCUCACCCUGUCCCAGUGGCUGUGGUGUCUCUUCAUCGGGAUUGGGGAGCUCUUGUGGGGCCAGGUCAUUUCUGCGAUACCUACUCAGUCUCUGAAGUUCCUGAAGGAGGCUGGGCAUGGCACUACCAAAGAGGAGAUCACCAAGGAUGCAGAGGGGCUGGAUGAGAUCGACCACGCUGAGAUGGAGCUUCGCCGAGGCCAGAUCCUCUGGUUCCGGGGCCUGAACCGUAUCCAGACUCAGAUCGAAGUAAUUAACACAUUCCAGACGGGAGCCUCUUUUAAGGGAGUCCUAAAGCGACAGAACAUGGGUCAACACCUUGAUGUAAAACUCGUUCCUAGCUCAUCCUAUAUCAAAGUGGUCAAAGCAUUCCAUAGCUCCCUCCAUGAAAGCAUUCAGAAACCCAAGAACCAAAACUCCAUCCACAACUUCAUGACCCACCCUGAAUUCGCCAUAGAAGAGGAGUUGCCACGAACACCACUGUUGGAUGAACAAGAGGAUGAAGAUCUUGAAAAGGUUUCUAAGACUGGGACUAGGGUGCUCCCGCUGGAUGAUGAGGUCACCCCACAUGCUAACCAAAACGCCGAUGUGGUGGACUGCAACCAAGUACACGUUGUUGGCUCCCAUUCGGACAGCCCUCUACAAAACCUGGAGACGUCGGUUUGAACUUUCAUUCUCUGACUCCCACCCCUGUUGUCCCUAUUUCCUUUUCCAUCUGUCUCAUCUCUGAGGUGAGGAUGGGACUUUAACUGUCAUGCCAGCUGCUCCCACGUGUGUGAGAACCCCCAACUGAUGAAGCAAGAGCACAGACCUACAAGGAUUUCAACUUAAACUUGAGUUUGUAGCAGGACCCAGUCAAACCCCAGGCCGGUAACUGUAGACUCUACUCCUUGGGGGCAUCCGUUGUCAUUGGUAAAGGAAUGCUGCCAGCCCUCCUGGCAUCCCCCGACCCAGAUCCUCCCCAGUGUUCGGACAUGUCCCAACUUCUGGAUUUUAUCCUCUGAGUCCUGCCAUUUGUAAACUGGGGCUUUAGAGACAAACUUCCACAAAUGAAAUUUGUGGAUUUAAGGAUAGAAUGCAUAAAUAAAUCAGCCAGCAGAGUAUUUUAAAAACCACUUUGAAAACUUACAACUAAAGGCCUCUAGCUUUUUCUGCCCCUAAUGUUCUUUUGGACUUUUGUGAUCCUUAUCUUCCAUCUCUUCGCUUUUUAAAAAGUUAGGAAUUUAAGAGAAUGGAAAGGACGUAAAUUGAUUCAACUUUGACCAUUCUCCUUUAGGGUCCCCAUAGAACCCUUGACUUGGUUCUAGAGGCAGAUGGGUUUCUUUGCUAAAAGAGUCCUUUUGAAGCCAUUAAUAACUGUUAAGAUUGCUUCCCUGUUGUUGCCAGGUUAGUGUGUCUUCUUCCAAACUGCUGUGUUGUCAGGUGUGUGUGGUCCUUAAGUGCCAGGGAGAGCAGUCUUGACCAUGGAUCAUACAGAUGUAAUACAAGUGUAUGCAGUUUUUGCUAUGGGCCUGAGCGUCUUUGUGUUGCUAAAGUGGUGGCAAAAGAAUGCAUUUAGUAUGGUGCUGCCUACUAGUUGGUCCUGGAGUUUGAGGACCAGAAGCUGGCAGGCCUAGGACAAGAUAGACCGUCAAAUAAGACUUACGGGGUCCUCCUUGGGGUAACUGCUGCUUUCAAAGCCAUCUCCAGGGCUCUUCCAGGGCAAGACCUGAUUGUUGAGGGAGUAUUGAAAAGCCGAAGAGUCACGCUGGCAGGGUGUAAGGAAACCUCCCUGCAGGCACCAGAAACCUUGAGCUUGGGUGCCUGGGCAUCAGCUUUGACAUUCUCUUCAGUUUCCUAAUUCUGCGCUUUGUGAGGUCUGUGGUUUGUUCAGACUCAGAAUGUUCCGGCCUUUUGCAAACAUUCUGAUUUUGUAAAUAGACCUCCAAAGGGGGAGGCUCCCAUGGCAUUGUGCCGACUUAAGGAGCAAAACACCCAUCCCGGAGAGCCCCGCUUCCUCUUCCUCCUCCACCUCUCUCUCACUCUCUCCCACAUUCCCUUUGAGUGCUCUCUGCAGUGUGCUCCAGGAAAGCCCUGUGCCAUCUUGCCCUUCUUGCCCCUUGUCCACCUGCCACUCAGGACUUGAGGGCUUAUCUGAGACUUUUACCAGACAAGGUGGAGCCACAUUUGCAGGAGCUCCAUUUUAUCCCUGCUGAUACUGACUUUCGCUGUGGUGUGAAGGUGGAGCUGACUGAUGUCCCCGAUUCCCACCUCCCCUUAGAUCAGUGAAGCCCACCCCCGCCCUUCCAGAGUGUUGGGAGUAAGGAGGAGGCACUAAGGCUCUUAGGGACUGUCGCAUUUCCAUCUGGGAAGGGAAAGUGGCCUGAACCUGUCCAUCCAGCCGCUUCUUCUAGAUCCACCCUCCCUUGGCCCUUGCAUCUGAGUUGUCCUAGGUAAGAAGAAUAAAAAAAAAAUAGCCCCUACACAUCAUCAUUACUAGUAAUCCAUCAUUACAGGGAAACAACUUUGAGUUUGGUUUUUUGAGAGUUAACAUGUUUCGGCAAUCUUUUCUCUGUCUUAAAUACCCAUGGGGAAAGAAACCAGCUCACCCAAGGUGUUGAGUGUUCACACACAUAUUUAGUAAGUACAUUGGAAGAUUUAAUUCUGUCAAGUCUUUUAUUACCUCAGAUCAUCUAAAGAAGCAAGCCAAUACCAAGCUUUGGAGGUCAUUUUACCAUUCCUGCCCCAAAAAGACUCUCAUGGUGCCUGACAGGUUACUCCUGAGGUCUUGUGUCUACUUUUUUAAAGUCAAUGGUGUGUGUGUGUGUGUGUGUGUGUGUGUGUGUGUGUGUGUGUCUCCUAGUUUCCAUAGUAAGAGAGAAAAUAUAGAAAUAUUAUGCAAAAAAUAUAGUUUUCUUUAGAUCAGAAACUGAUAUUUUUGAGUCAGCCAUAUGUAUUUUGUUUAAACGAUUUAAAAUAAAGUAAGUGCCGUCAUGUAACCCUGUGGAAGGGAGCACAUAACCAGCUGAUUGACAUGACAGGUGACUUAGUAUAUUUGUAAUUGGUUUAAAAACCAAUACACUGUACUUCCUUUCUCCAAACAGCCAUCUUUAUACUUAGGGGAAAAAUUUGUUGGGUUCUAGACUUUUAAUAUAAAUUGUGUUGAUAUGGAAUUAAGUUUAAGUGUUUAUGUGGAUAUGUUUUUAUAUAUAAGUUUUUUCUAUUCAGUUUCAGUGAUCCAACCGGCAGUGAGUAAAUAUGGCAUAAGUUAAUAAUGCUUUUCCCCAAAAUGGUGCUUUGGAUUUUAAAAGGGUCUGAUGGGAAGAAGGAGAAAACAUCAGCCUAGAUUCCUGUCUUGAUAGCUAGGAAAGUGAAUAGUAAACUGUGGAUAGUGAGGAGAACAUCCAACAAAAAGAGACACAGCUGUCAGAAGUGAAUGUGUGCCCCCGUCCCGCCCUGUAGAGAUGAACCGCCAGGCUGUUUUGUAGCUAGUGGUUAGGAUUGGGGGCCUUCUAUUGGAUUUGUGUCUCUCGAGAAAUGAGCUAGCAGAGUGGUACCAAAGACAAUCUCCUGGUCUGCAAGGAUGCUCUCAUUUGUAGUUUGCGUUUUUUUAUGGUUCUCUCACUCCUUGAUCCCCCUGGAGUUUUCCAUUAAUGAGUUUUUGUGCAAGGAUCUGAGUUGUGAUUCCUUCCUCCCCUAGAAAGGUCUUGUUCAGUACAUUAGAUGGGAGACAGAACACCAAGUAGAGAAAACCAUGGCUGGUUCUAGUCCUGGGUGACAGCCUCAGGGCCGACUCUUUCCCAUAGGCAUCCUCUAUCCUCUGAAAUGACUCUCCCAUCCCUGAAAAUAUUGAAAGAAGCCAUCUAGAAAUCCGUCCAUUUGUGGAUUCUUUAGGGUUUGGGUUUUUUCUUCCCUUUGAGCUAGAGGGGAGAGUUUGCACAGAUAAAUCCGAGCGAUUACCUCACUGCCGAAAACCUAGAGGGCUGUGGCAAACACGAAUGUGCUGGAAGACCUCUCAGUGUAGCUCUCCUUUCUUUCCUACCUCCCUUGCCUUAUGAUUGAAGCCACCCGUGGCACCACCCGUCUGCACACAUGCUCACCUUUCAGACCUAGGGACCACCCCACUGCACUAGUGGAGGUGGGCACUGACAAUGCCUGCUGUUAAGCCAUUCCGGCCUCUUCCUCAGAGUUAACCAGCCUCCCUCUUCUUUAGUUCAGUGCCAGGACUUUUGCCUUACCAACUCUGCAGUUAGACCUGCUGUGCCCUUUCUGCUUUUCUUUCUAUUUUAUAAUUUUCCCCUGGUACUGGGGAUUGAACCCAAGGCCUUCACACUGAGCUACAUGCCCAGCCCUUUAAAAAAAAAUUUUUUUUUGUUUUUCAGACAAGGUCUUGCUAAGCUGCCCAAGCUGGGCUCAAACUUGCAAUCUUCCUCCCUCAGCCUCCCAGGCAUGCACUACCACACUUGGCUCCCUUUCCUCUUGAUUAGGAAAGAUGGAGGGAGAUUAGCUCCCUUAAAUGAAUCGGCCUUUCGUUCACGUUUUCUCCCCAUAUGUAUAUAUGCCAUAUGUGAAUAUGCCAUAUAUAUAUAUAUGUGCCAACAAAUCUAUCCACGUUGUUCUUUUCAAAUCAGCACGCACAUAGGAUUUUGAGUUUCUUCUUUGCAAUCACUAGUAUAACAAGCACUGGUAUUUUUGUACAAAAAAGAAAACCAAACAAAAGAUUGACUAUUGUGAUCUGCAUGACAAACAAAUGGUGGUAUCGAAGCAGUGUUUCCCCUGGUGUGUGCGGCCAUCAUUUGCAGUUCAGCUUAACAGCGUGCCUGAUCUGUAUUUGCAUUUUGAUAUUAUUUAAACUCUAUGUACAAUGUUUUGCAUGUAUUUAUACGGUUCUUAGGGGAAAAUGCUAUGAACUGGCAAAUCUGAAAUUCAAAUGUGUUGUUCCACUGAGACGGGAAGAAAAGAGGAAUUUCAAAAGGAAUAAUUUCUUGGAACCAAUAAAGCUUUUUUGCUGAUGAGCAGAAACCAGUACUGCCAUGCACUGAGAAUAAAAUCCCAUGCCCACUUGUAA
Messenger RNA from Heterocephalus glaber (naked mole-rat), 8941 nucleotides. It is a transcript of the gene Atp2b4, whose product is annotated as ATPase plasma membrane Ca2+ transporting 4. Gene Ontology annotation, molecular function: ATP hydrolysis activity; ATP binding; P-type calcium transporter activity. Gene Ontology annotation, cellular component: intracellular membrane-bounded organelle; plasma membrane. Gene Ontology annotation, biological process: regulation of cytosolic calcium ion concentration; calcium ion transmembrane transport. NCBI's taxonomy places the organism in Eukaryota, Metazoa, Chordata, Mammalia, Rodentia, Bathyergidae. The record is from RefSeq and is a predicted model, not a curated record.